GCACCCGUUUACCUCCCCCAAGUUUCCCCAGAAGCCAGCACUCCGCUGCAAUGCCCAUCUGAGGGAGGUUAUGAAAAGUAACGCAUCCUCUUAAGAUUGAUGUCUGGUUAGUGCAAUGUAAGCUCAGUAAGGACAUGUAAGGGCAGUGUGUGGCUCAGCCAGCUAAGCCUGUAUGGCUAUGGUCAGAAGGUUGCUGAUUUGAGUCUGGCCUCGGCAGUAUAGUCACGUCUAUGGGCUCUUGAGCAAGCCACUUAACCCCCAGGUCCAUAGGCAUUGCUGCAGGUGCUGCCCAUUCGCUGCCAAGCUUGCUCUCACUUUUGUAUGUGCCAGUGUGUCAUGGACAGCAAGAGGGGGUUGGCAAAAAGAGAAUUUCCCCACGGGGAUUAAUAAAGUGUCAUUAUUAUAAUCAGACGCACGUGAACGCAGCAACUGAUGUGACCUCAUCGCUAUUCAUGCGUCGUCGUUUUUGUUUUUUUAAACCCCUCCCCAUUGUUUUCACAAUGCAUCUGCAGCUCCAAAUUUAAGUUCAUAAAAUGCUGACCAAGAAGCACAUUUAUACAAAGUCAGACGAACCCCACCGUCUACUGCUUGCUGACUGCCACAAUGAAUCCAUGGGACCCCGUAUCUUAUUCUGUGACACCUGCUGCCCAGGUCUUAGCAAGAUGUGUAGCCUCGGGAGUUCUGUCUCAGGGAGAUCUCGAUGCAGUUCCCAGAGAAAAGAAUGUAUUUUCUCAUCACCUUCUGGAAGCUGAACGAGUUGUAAACAUGAACAGUGAGACUGAUAAUAAAAGACUGGAGAUUGAGCUGCUGAAGCUCGAGAAGGAGACUGCAGAUGUGACUCACAGCUUCUUUCUCAGUCAAAAGUUCACGGCCUUGCAGCAGUUCACAUCCCACCUCCAAGAGGUUCUGCGCGAACAGACAAGCCUGCGGCAGAGGCUGAUGAAGCCCUUGUGCCAGCAAAACCUGCCUGUUGAGGCCAGUCUGCACAGGUAUGUGGUGGAGCUUAUAGAUAUGGCAGUCGACUUGAUCAAAAAUUUGGAGAGCAAGAUGAGGACGACUCGGACGAUUCCCAGUAUAAAUCACAUGAUGACCAGAAUGGAUAAUGUCCUGGCACAGCUUUUGACUCAGGUUGCAGACAUACAGGAGCUGUCCAGACAAAUUCUACAGUGGAAGGACCACCAGCGCAGCGAAAUGACCAAGAAUGACUCUCAUUCCUGAAAUCAGUCAGCCUCUUCUAUGAGUCCUCUCCUGUAAAAUUGACUCAGCGCUCUUUUAAAGAUGAACGUGCCUUUUUGAAAUUUUCUUAUAGUGUGCAUUUUCCAUGAUAUACCUUGCUGUAAAUUAGUUCCUUUCAAUAAAAACUGUCGGUGAUGUAGUUGCAUAAAUAUGUAAUUAAUUGAAAAAUAAAGCCUAUUGCCUUUUGAUA
Molecule: messenger RNA, 1426 nt
Organism: Paramormyrops kingsleyae
Lineage: Eukaryota; Metazoa; Chordata; Actinopteri; Osteoglossiformes; Mormyridae
Gene: haus2
Product: HAUS augmin like complex subunit 2
Biological process (GO): microtubule nucleation; centrosome cycle; spindle assembly
Cellular component (GO): HAUS complex; centrosome; mitotic spindle microtubule
Source: RefSeq, a predicted model, not a curated record